This is a messenger RNA of Chelonoidis abingdonii (Abingdon island giant tortoise), 1541 nucleotides long. It is a transcript of the gene EEF1AKMT2, whose product is annotated as EEF1A lysine methyltransferase 2. NCBI's taxonomy places the organism in Eukaryota, Metazoa, Chordata, Testudines, Testudinidae. Gene Ontology annotation, cellular component: cytoplasm. Gene Ontology annotation, molecular function: protein-lysine N-methyltransferase activity. The record is from RefSeq and is a predicted model, not a curated record.
GGCACUUCCGGCUUCUCUGCCGCCUGGUGGAUGAGUGACGCCGGGGAGCGGCCACGUGACUCCCCGGGGCUGGGGCCUGAGUUCGGCCCCUCGGCCCUGGGGACCAAAGAGCAUUGGAAUGCUGCAUAUGAAAGUGAAUUACAGAUUUUUCAGGAGAGCGGAGAUGCUGGGGAAAUUUGGUUUGGAGAAGAAAGCAUGAUUCGUUUAAUCAGAUGGAUGGAAAAACAAAAGAUCCCUCUGGACAGCUCUGUGCUUGACAUUGGAACUGGAAAUGGUGUUUUACUUGUUGAAUUGGCAAAAUGUGGUUACACUAAUCUCACUGGAAUUGAUUACUCUCCUUCUGCAAUACAACUUUCUCAAAACAUAAUGGAGAAAGAAGGGCUGUCUAAUAUUAAAUUGCAGGUAAAAGACUUCUUGAUUCCAUCAACUGAGUUAUCAGGAUUUCAGAUUUGUAUUGACAAGGGAACCUUUGAUGCCAUAAGCCUUAAUCCUGACAAUGCAGCUGAGAAGAGGAAGCAGUAUGUGAAAUCCCUCUGCACAGUAUUGAAAAUGGAAGGCUUUUUCCUCAUAACCUCUUGUAAUUGGACCAAAGAGGAGCUGCUAAAUGAGUUCAGGGAAGGAUUUGAAAUUCUGGAGGAGUUGCCAACACCCAAAUUCUGCUUUGGAGGGAGAAUUGGAAACAGUGUAACAGCCUUGGUUUUCCAAAGAAAAAAAUAAGGCCAUCCAUCUUGGACAAAUUAGAUUAGCUGAGAAAAGAAAAGUCUUCACUUCAAAGUAAAUCUGAUGCAAAGGAGAGAGAGAGAGGGGAAAAAACCCAGCAUCUGUGUAAAUAACUGCUCACUGAGUGCACAAUAAAACAGUGCAUGUGCUGAACUGCAAUGGGCCUCCAUAAAAUUUCAGGGCAAGUUAUAUACAGCUGAAAUGUUUCUAGGGUAAAUUCUGCCUUUGUGCUGUUUCUCUUUGUUAUAGCUUCAUUUAUUUCAAUAAAAUUGUGUGGGUGUAAGUGUGGGAAAAUGUGGCACUCUGAUUUUUCAGAGACCAACUGAAACUAUUCACAUUCCUUUUCAUUUGAAGUGUAAAUAUUUUUUUUCUAUUUAAUUUUUAUUUUGGUUUCUAGUGAACAGUUUAAAAUAAAUGUAAGCAGUAAUUGAAUCAUACAAAGCAAGAAGUCUUAUUUCUGUGUUGUUUGGCUUAAUAACGAACGUGCUUUUGAGAUCUAAACACUGAGCAAUGUUUUAUUUUAUUUUUGUAAAGGAAACAUGCAUAUUACAGUGUAAUCCAAAAUCAACCUUUAGUUAAAUAAGGAGGAAAAUGAGUGUAAAGAUUGUAGCACUCACAAGACAUUAUAAUGUAGUGCCUUAGGGUGGGAUUUUCAUAAGUGCUCAGAAUUCACCUACUUCUACUUCCACCAAAGUCCAUUGACUUCAGUGGGAGGAGAGUUAGGCUAACACUGAGUGCUUUUAAAAAUCCCUCCCUGAAUCUCUAGUAUAUGCUCGCUAAUACUGAUCAGUACCAUCGAUCCAAUUAAAUACUUGAAAAUG